This is a messenger RNA of Phacochoerus africanus (Common warthog), 2687 nucleotides long. RefSeq names its product cystin 1 (gene CYS1). NCBI's taxonomy places the organism in Eukaryota, Metazoa, Chordata, Mammalia, Artiodactyla, Suidae. The coding region runs from base 16 to 483 and encodes 155 amino acids. The record is from RefSeq and is a predicted model, not a curated record. The transcript has 3 exons.
CUCGGCGGGCGCGCCAUGGGCAGCGGCAGCAGCCGGGGCGGCCGCGCCCUGAAGCGGCUGCGCGGCGCCGACAGCCGGCCGGCGGGGCCCGGCGGGGCAGCCCCGGAGGGCGGGACGGGGCCGCCGGCCUCGGCGACCGCGGCGGCCCGGGAGGAGGCCCCGGAGGCGGCCGGCCCCGCGGCGCCCCCCGACGGCAGGGACGAAACCCUGCGCCUGCUGGACCAGCUGCUGGCCGAGUCGGCGGCCUGGGCGCCCGGGGAGCUGGCCCCGCGCGGCCCGGCGCGGCCCCGACCCGCCGCCGGCGCCGGGAGCCCGGUGGCCCCCAAACAGAGCGCUGAGGACCACCCAGAGGGCAGCAGUGUCUCUGAAGCCCCAGACAGCUGCUACGAGAGGCCCGAGAGGCCCGAGAGGCCAUCCGCCAUCACCUACGACUACUCCGAGGAGGAGCUGAUGGCCAGCAUUGAGCAGGAGUACUGCUGCUGAGGCCGGUGCUGCAGCAGCCCCGCUGUCACCCAGCGGCCAGUUUGCUGCUCCUCCCAGACCUGGCCCCACCUGCCCUGCCCAAGGCUCUAGGUGGAGCUGAGCCCCCUCCAACAUGCAGUUACUCCUGGAUCUGUCACAGCGGACCCUUUCAAGUCCACAUUCAGAUGGGCCUGAAUGGGGCUGGCUGCUGCCCAUUGUGCUUAUUGGCAAGAGGCGGUCAGCUCUGUGGACGCGGGCCAGAAGGAGGGUGCAGGUGCUGCCCCACAGGCGCGGGGCCAGGUGACCUGCCACAUACCUGCCCCUCCCCUCAGUCUCUGGGGAGAGUGGGCUACAAGAUGCUCCUGGAUCUUGAAAUGCUUCUCCUUUCUGAUGGCCCACUGGCCACCUGCUCAGGAGGCCCUUGAGCUGAAUGAAAGUCUUGGGGCCUCUAACACCCCUGCCGCAGCGCCUCAGGGACGUUCCCCGCAGCAGGUGCACCCAGCUGGAGGGAGUGGAGGGAGUCACCCUCCAUGCCACAAAGGAAUCGCUGAAGAUGCUACUGAAAUGAAAACAUUCAGAUUCUGUGUGUCUGGGGGCCUGGGAGUCUUCAUUUCUCACCAGCUCCCGGGUGAGACCCAGGCUGCCAGAUCCCAGCCACCCUCGGAGCAGCGAGGAUUGAGUCUGAGCUUUAGGCUCCAGGUAAUGCUUCCCUGGAGCUGGAGGCUGCUCAGAGCCACAGCCCAGCUGCCUCCACAAAGAGAGGCCUGUGCUGUGGCCAGUGUGGAGGGACAGGAGCUGGAGCCCCCCCGCCCCCCGCCCCCCGUCUGAUCCUUGCUCUGUCACUAACUUGCAGUCACCUUCCCUCUCUGACUCAGCUUUCCUUUCUAGAAAGGGAGCCCCGGAGGCUCUUCGGGUGUUGUCUCCCCACCCCCCCACCUAGGACGACACACUCCCAGGCUUCCCUGGUCUCUGGGCACAGGACCGCCUUCCUGUCCAGGUGGAGCCCAGCACCCCCUGGACAGGCUCUUCAGGGCUGCCUGCUCUUCCCACCCAGGAAGAAAGUAGAAAUCUCACAGCCGCAAGGCCAGAAGAGCCUCCGAACCUUCCCAGCCGCCAAAGGAGAAAGCCAUCCAAGGAUGCCCUGUGAACGAGGCAGGGCCCGGAGAAGUGCAGCCUGGCCGGAAGGCUGCGCUCAGCAGGCUCGGGGUGUCAGAGCGGCCGGGAAGCAGCUCCUCUGGAGCAGCUGGCUGCGGUGUCGGUACAGAAAGCCUUGUGGAAGGCACGGCCGCGUCCCAGCCAGAACAGGUCUCAGCUUGUCUGGUGUUAACCGCUCACACAGCCGCCUCUGGGGCAUCGCCCACCAGCAAAGGGGCAAGAUGGUCUCAGAAACCAAGGAACGACCCCUUGGCCCUGUCCCCAGACCCAUGGGCCUGUUGCUAAAAGGGGCAAACAGGUGUUUCCACGAACCUGUAAGACUUGGCCUUGUGCCUUUGAUCAGAUGGUCCAGGGGUGCGAGAUUUUAACCUGCAAGUCAGAAGAUGGAGCGCUGGAGCCUCCCACUAAACGCCCCUGAGGGUUGGCUCAGAAUGUCCCCAAAGCAAGAGCUAUUUCUCAUCCAAGCCCAAACCUUUCAUUUUGAUAUGAAGAUUAAAGCCAAUACUAUUUCGAGAACACAAAUACUUCUUUUAACAGAAGUUACGACUUUAUUUCUCACCACUAGAUGGCUCAGACCUUGAAUUUAAUGAUGUGAAAGUGGAAACCUCAUCCAACCCUUAAUGAGAUAAAAGCACUAAGAACAAAAAAAACUUCCUGAAGUUACAUUUUAUGUUACUGUCAAGGCGAAUGCACUUCAUCAGAGCUAAGAAGUCACAGCGGUUGUUCUCAGAUCUUUUUAUUUUUUUGUUUUGAUUCCCUGAAUUCAGGAACAGCGUCUUCUGAACAGCGGCUUGCCAAAAAAGCAGCGGGUCCCAGCCCGUGAUGCGGAGAUGGGCGAUGGACGGAGGACGCUUGGUGGUGGCAGGGGUGCUGGUCCUGGUGGCGACUGCCUCUUGCACUCAAUGGGCACACAGUGCCUCGUGGGUGCUGAGCGCUGCUUCAGGCCUUCUCUUGGGUGCUGGGUGCUGCUUCUGAGCCCCCGCUUCUGCUUAGGAGCUGAGUGUGGCAUCUGCUCAGGGAGAAUGUGACUGAAAUAAAGGCGGGAAAAGACCCUUCCAUGUUGAAAGUAA